Sesamum indicum (sesame) is the source of this 2709-nucleotide messenger RNA. Its product is annotated as DNA photolyase. The record is from RefSeq and is a predicted model, not a curated record. NCBI's taxonomy places the organism in Eukaryota, Viridiplantae, Streptophyta, Magnoliopsida, Lamiales, Pedaliaceae.
CUGAAACCCCAGAUGAGCAGCAAAUCGAACAAAUUCUCUCUCUCUCUCUCUCUCACUCACACACACACACACACAAAAUCUAAGGUGCAUCUCUCCACCACAAUCUCUGUGCCAGCACGGCCAUAUGUAGUACACAUCUAACACCUCUCAUACUUCUCAGUCGCAAUCACACACUCAGAUAUACAUACAAAACCCUCAAUCAAUCCUUAAUUUAAUGGAAACAAACCCCCGAUUUCAUACCCUCUGCUUCUUCUCCUCCUCCUCUCAUGGCUCUUCUCUUUCUCCCCCGUCUUUUUACCGUUUCAAUGUCCCCAAAACGAGCAUUUUUUGCGCCCAAAGCCCGGUUCCGAUUAUCUGCCUCCGCCGUCGAUGUGAGAGUGGAAUCCGGUGCGGCGGCUAGCAGCACUACAGCCAUUGUGUGGUACAAGCACGACCUUCGCGUCGAGGAUCACCCAGGGCUCGUGGCCGCCUCCCAGCAUCGCUGUGUUGUACCUCUUUAUGUCUUUGAUCGCCGUAUCCUGUCAAGAUUUUCAGAUGAAAUGCUAGAACUUCUCCUCUUUGCUUUGGAGGACUUAAGGAAGUUGCUAAAUGAACAAGGGUCCAAUCUAGUGAUCAAGUUUGGGAGGGCAGAAAAUGUCAUAGGCGACCUGGUCAAAGAGGUCCAGGCUAGCAGCAUUUUUGCAGAAGAGGAGGUGGAGUAUGAGCUACGCAUAAUGCUAGAUGUUGUUGAGGAGUCAUUAUCUACUUUAUCGUUGAGCGGAGAGAACACUAAAAUUCUGACAUGGAACACUCCAUUUUAUGAUGUUAAGAGUUUGGUGGAUCUGCCAUCAUCGUACAAUGACUUCACAAAGCUAAAUCCACCUGUUGUUCCUCCUAUUAUGCCCCCAAAGUUAUCUGGCAACUUGAUGAAUUUGUCCUGGGGUACUCUACCCACCCUGGCCGAUUUGAAAGAAUAUAGGGACGAUAUUUAUGGCUGGGGCUUUAAGAAGGAGGAAUGGACUUCAAUCAAAAGUUUAUCAGCUGAAAAUCUGCUUCAAAGAAAGAACCUAAGAGGAAAUGUUGAGCUAAAGCCACCCAAACUGGAAAAAGAGAAUCAGCGAGACUCAGGUAAGACCAGCCAAAGAAAGAAACCAGAAAAAUCAGCAUUUGUAACAAGCCAAGGGAGCUCUGUGGGAGGUGGAUCUAGUCUUGUUUUGAAUGCUUUGGCUGGAUACUUGCGUUACCUAGAAGGAACUGCUCGAGAUGAAUGGCAGGAGGUACACGAAAAACUACGUCUAUCUGAAAAACGUGAAGGAGCUUCAUUUCAAGCCCUUUUUGGUUCAGCCCUUCUUCUUGGCAUUAUUUCCAGAAGAAGAGUAUAUGACGAAGCUAUCAAGUAUGAGAAAGAAAGAAAUGGUGGAUUCUUAUCACCAUUUGGGUACUCUACGACCACAGUGGCUGCAGCAAUCAACACUGUGUCUUCCAUGGAGUGGUAUUGGCUUCUGAAUCUGAAAUGCCAAAAAACCAAGGCAUGCAAUUUCUCAAUUCGGAUAUGGCGAUGGAAUAAUUAUCUAAUCCAAUAUACAACUGCUGGUCAUGAAGGACCGGCCAUUCUUCUUGUACAUGGUUUCGGUGCUUUUCUGGAGCAUUACAGAGACAAUGUAUAUCCCAUGGCUGAAGCUGGAAAUAGAGUUUGGGCAAUCACGCUAGUUGGUUUUGGCAAAUCAGAAAAACCAAAUAUCAUAUACACUGAACUAGUUUGGGCCGAACUGCUCCGAGACUUUAUCAUUGAGGUGAUUGGGGAGCCUGCACAUCUUGUUGGGAACUCAAUUGGCGGAUAUUCUGUUGCUAUCGUUGCUGGUAUCUGGUCUUCAAUAGCCAAGUCUGUUGUCCUUAUGAACACUGCUGGCAACAUUAUUCCUGGAUAUUCUGCUUUGGGCUAUUCAGGAGAUAGGCGAACUUCAGGAGCAGUGUGGUUGGGUGCUAGACUCCUUUUGGUGUACUUGAGAUUCAAUAUCAGGAACAUAUUGAGGAGUUUUUAUCCAGCAAAAACCGAUAGAGCCGAUGAUCAGCUCAUAAAUGAGAUGAUUAGAGCUUCAUAUGAUCCUGGCGUGAUUUUUGUUUUAGAAAGCAUCUUCAGUUUUGAUCUUUCACUCGCUUUAAAUUAUCUUUUGGAGGGAUUUGAGAAGAAGAUACUUGUCAUACAGGGAAUGAAAGAUCCACUGUCUGACUCCAAGUCGAUGUUAGCUAUGUUUCAAGAGCACUGCAGAGGGAUAGCAAUAAAAGAAGUAAAUGCUGGGCACUGCCCUCACGACGAGCUGCCGAAUGAAGUGAAUUCGAUCAUCAAGGAAUGGGUGGCGACUCUUGAAAGUGAAGGGUCUCCUGUUGCUGUGAAACAGUUGAAGCAAUAAUGAAGCAGAACAUAAUUGAUCUGCAUAUUCAAUUCAAAUAUAGAACACAUUAAUUCAGGACAGUUAUACACAUUAUUCCAAGAUACAAAGUGACAGAAGCAGAAAUACCCAAAAAGGAUAUUCCUCAAACAAGUUAUAAUCCUAGCGACCGUGCCUCAAAUUUGCUGGUGAAACCAUCAUAAGUAUUGAGGCAAAGCCUUAAUGAUGUACAUAUUGCCUUUAUUAUAAAAACUAGAUUCCAAGUGUUUUGCUGCAGUUGUACUUUGAUAUAAAUUUAGAUACAAAGAAGACAAUAAGACAAACACACUCAAAUGCCUAA